Molecule: messenger RNA, 3624 nt
Organism: Oryzias melastigma (Indian medaka)
Lineage: Eukaryota; Metazoa; Chordata; Actinopteri; Beloniformes; Adrianichthyidae
Product: immunoglobulin-like domain-containing receptor 2
Exons: 11
Coding region: 212-2413 (733 amino acids)
Biological process (GO): pancreas development
Cellular component (GO): membrane
Source: RefSeq, a predicted model, not a curated record
AUGUUUAUCAUUUCCUGUGUGCAGAUUAGACUGACUUUAAUUUUGAAAAUCUUUAGCGGAAGUAACUGCUGUUACUUUUGACAGGCUUGAUGACAGUCCCACCAAAGACUACGGUUGUCCCGUUAGGAGGAGGCUGUUAACGGUUCGCUCGAGUCUACAUCCUCCGGGGAGGAAAAGAAGGAGAAGAGAAAGGGACAACUUUCUUAAAAAAAUGUUCAUGAAUCCCUCCCGUACAAUUUGGAGACUUUUUUUGACCCCGGCGUCGUGGUGGAUAUUUACCAUUUGUCUGGGAGGUAUCUUCCUUCCAUCAUGCUCAGGAGUUCAUGUCUUUGUGAGAGAUGAAAAGAAGUACGCCAUUCUGUUCCAGUCGGUGGUUCUGCCUUGCCAGUACACAAGUGUGUCAACCCAGACGGCUGUGGUGCAGUGGGUCUACAAGUCGUACUGUCGGGAUCGAACCAGAGAUUCGUUUAGCAUUACGGACAGUCUGAAUGGCGGUGUGAGUGGAACAGGGCUAUCGGGUAGGAACGGAGUAAUCACUGGAAGCUAUGAGGCUGGGAGGACGAUGGGAUACCUUGACUGUUCUGACAACAGUCGGACCGUACGGACCGUGGCCUCCAUCUCUGGAUCCUCAGUCACACUAUCCGAGUUCUACAAGAACAGAGACAUCUCCAUCAUCAACAAAGCAGACCUCCGAAUAGGAAGAGUGAAGUGGGGAGACAGUGGAGUGUACAUCUGCAAAGUGGUUAUAUCUGAUGAUCUGGAGGGACAGAAUGAAGCUUCAGCAGAACUGCUGGUUCUUGGUUUUUCAGGGGUGCCUGAAGAUCUUCUGCCAGACUUUCAUUUGAAGAUUAUGCCAGAGUGGGUGUUUGUGGUAGCAGUGGUGUUUGGCAGUGUCUUGCUCCUGGUGCUGGUUGGGGUCUGCUGGUGUCAGUGCUGUCCUCAUUCCUGCUGCUGCUAUGUUAGCUGCUGGUGUUGCCCUGACACGUGCUGCUGCCCCAGACACCUGUAUGAGGCAGGUAAGGGUAUAAGGUCGGGCGCCUCAAGCCCCCAGGCUCCCUCAUACCCUCCAUACUUUGUGUCUGGCGUUCCAACCAUGGUGCCCAUAGCCCCACCAUCCCUCGUGGACAACGUGUCUUCUGUUCAACCCACAAAUGGCAGCCUUGUCACGACAGUGCCCGUACAUGCUGUAGGGGUUCCCUACUGUGUGCCGUCUCCGGAUCAUGACUCUCUCAGAGUGCUACAGUAUGUAGAGAAACAGCUGGCUCACCUCAACCCUUCCAGGUCCAUCAGUCGUCAGUCCUCUAGUCACUCUGAGCUGAGCUCUCUCCAUGAAGGGGACACUGCCUUCCGACAAAACUACCAAACCGUUCAGCAGAAAGCCCUCCCGGUGAUUCCUGACCAUGACCCUCAACCUGAACCUCAGCGCUCCUGUGAAGUCCACAGUCCAGAGACGCAGCGCCACCAUAACAAACACUCGUCACCCCACCGUUACCGCCAUGACCCGGCCUCAGACCCUCAUGACUGCCAGGAUGAGCCUCUGCUGCCCCGUCGGUACAGUGAUGAUCCUCCCCCUUCCUCGCGCUCAAACAGGACUGGCAGGAAUCAGUGGCAGCCCGGUCCUCAUGAGGAGGAGAAGUACAACAGAUGGAACCCUCGUUCAGAACAUCUACAUCGAAAGGCAUAUCGCACCACCGGACGCAGAGGCUCUCUCGUUGAGCUGGAGGAGUUUGCUGAUUCCUAUGAGCAGAGAGGAGACAGAGGAGCAAGGAGGAGAGAACAAGAAAGGGAAGACUAUGAGACGGAGCUUGUGGAGUUCAGAGGGUAUCCGUGCUACCGUAACGGUCCCCCACAGUACUAUCACGACAGCGAAAAGGAUCUGGAUGAUGACGACAACCACGAAGAGCAUUCCAGGCACUACAAGCAAAACAGACACAACAUAAGCCCACUGCACUCUCCUAAAAAGAGGAGGGGCACGUGGGAAAAAGAGGUCAACGUCCCACCUCCUCCUACAACAGGCCCUCAACUGACAGUCUUUGAAGAAAAGGACUACGAUGCCACAUUCCUAAAUAGUCUGCUAGAGCGCAAGGCUAAGUUGCGAGGAGUUGGUCACGGAAGGAGUAGAUCCCGGAGUGAAGACGAUUCUGAUACACCCUCAAAGGGCAGCUCCAGAAAAGGGAGUAGGGAAUCUAACCUUCAGUGUAGCCACAUAGCCAGUAGCAGACCUGAAACCAGUUCAAGACCUCCUUCAGCGGACACAGAGAGAGCGAGAGGUGACAGGCCGUCUCCACGCCCACCUCAAGCAAGCACCCACUCCUCCCAGCCAUCCGCCCACUCACUGUCCAGUCGGAGGGAAGAACACAGGGAGAAGGGUCAUAAGGUGGUCAGGUUCAGAUGCUACAAGAAUGAAAACUAGAACACUCUUCUGAGCCGGGAUUCUCUCAUCGUCUGAUCGACCUGAAGAGAAGUCCUGAAGCUUCAAUCUGCAGAAACUGCACGUCAGCUCCAGAAAAAAACUGAGUACGAGUGUGGAUUUACCCGCAGUAUGCUCGGUACAAUUCUCAGAGGAAUACGAGGAAUAUCGAGUCAGUGAAGAGGACAAUGAUAACACUGGUGCUUCCCGGCUGUGAUCUCAGUGGUGGGUGAAGUCACAGACUGCAUCAUGGGUUUCACUGCUACCAAACUAAUGUUAGCGUGGACGCAUGACCUGGACCGUCCUCCUCCGCCGGCCGUCGUCUGCUCUACCGUCUCUUUACUGGGGCAGAGACUUGCUUCGCCCUUCCAGUACAAUGAGAGCGUUCAUUUCUAUUGGAUGGGAGAUGUGAAUGAAGAUGCACGUUUGCAGAGCAGGCAGUAAAUGACAACAGCAUUAGUGUAAAAGACUCACUGUCUGCCUUGUAAAACAAUAAGCUCAUUACAUCAUGUUGAUACGUACUUAAGUACUAAAGCACUUAUCUUGGAGAAUUAUGAGAACGUUAACGUUACAUCUAAGAAUGUUUUUAGAGUUAUGGAGGCAGUAAUUAUGACUGUAAUUAAUACAUGAGACAUUAACACAAACAAUGAAGAUGCAGAGAACAUGUUGCACAACUUCUCCCAGCAAUCCAAACAAUUAAUUGCAAAAAAUAUAUAUACAUAUAACUGUGAAGUAGUAAUUAUUCAUCAAAUACUGUCAUAUUUCUAAAGUUCAUCCGCUUCUAGUUUUAUAUUAAUCUUUGUUUUGGAAAACUGCAUUUUCCUGUAAAUAUAAUUUCUUGUUCACUGUUUACAUAAGUUAACUGCAUACAUCACCCAGCAACAUCUGAAGAUAGUGCAUGGAAAUGUUCCUCUGGUCCUUUAGUGAUAUCUCAAUACUGAUGGUUGUGUCUGAAUUCCUUCACUACUCACUACAAAGUGCACUUUAUAGUGUGUUUGCUAUUUUAUAGAGCUGUCUGAAUCUACAGUUCUAUAAUCCAGUCACCUCGACAUUUCCCAGAAGUCUGUGAAAAACCAGUGAGCAUCAAUGCUCACUAGAUUGGCAAAUAUAGACCACAAUGCAUUGUGUUUUAAGGAUUUUUCAUGUGAAAAAAAUUAUUUUAAUUUAUUUUUUACAAACCAUCCAAGUUUUCAUCUUCAGAACACUAUAGAUUC